AAACGAGGCUGUCAAUACCGGGUAGCAGGGUGAGUUGAAACAGCUGAAGUGUUACACGCAGUGAGGAGACUGAGGUUCAGACUGAGAUCUUCUGAAGCAGACUUCACCAUGCCAGUUACGUUUGUCAUUAUUGGAGCAGGCUCCAGGGGGAUGACUUACAGUCAGUAUGCCAAACACUACCCAGAUGACAUGCAGAUUGUGGGAGUAGCAGAUUGUCGAACCCUCAGGGCUCAAAGAGCUCAGAAAACCUUUAAUAUCCCUGACAGUCAUGUUUUUUCAGACUGGAGAGAUGUUGCUGCUGUAGAAAAGUUUGCAGAUGCUGCCAUCAUUGCCACCCAGGAUAAGGACCACAAGGAACCAGCAGUUGCUCUGGCCAAGAAAGGUUAUCACAUUCUUCUGGAAAAACCCAUGGCGACAACUGAGGAAGACUGCCUGGAGAUUGUGUCUUGUUGUAAAGAGAACUCUGUCCUACUGGCUGUGUGUCAUGUGCUCAAGUACACUCCUCAAGCCAUGAAAAUCAAAGAGCUGAUCGACUGUGGAGCUAUAGGUCAGGUCGUGAAUAUUCAACAUCUGGAACCAAUAGGGUUUUGGCACUAUGGCCACUCUUACGUGCGAGGAAACUGGAGACGGGAAGACGAGAGUAGUUUCUGUCUAAUGACCAAGUCCUGUCAUGACCUUGACCUUAUCUGCUACUGGAUGGGGAGGAGUAAAUGUGUAAAGGUGUCAUCAUUCGGACAGCUGACACACUUUACCAAGGAACACAAGCCCGAGGGGGCAGCCAAUCGGUGUCUGGACUGUAAAGUGGAGAAGGAAUGUCCUUACUCUGCCGUCAAGCUUUACCUGAAUCAAGUCAAACAGGGAAAUACUCACUGGCCUGUUGAUGUUGUGGUGGACAUUCCUGACAUUGAAAGCGUGACAGAAGCUCUAAGGACUGGCCCAUACGGGCGAUGUGUGUAUGACUGCGACAAUGAUGUUGUUACCCACCAGGUGGUGAACUUACAGUUUGAUCAAGGUCAGACCGUCUCCUUCACCAUGGUGGCCUUUACAGAGUCUGUCUGCCGACGAGAAGUCAAAGUCCAUGGCACCAUGGGGGAGCUGACAUGUAAGUUUGGGGGACCAGUCUAUCAAUAUGAUUUCCGCACCAGAAAAAUGAUAACACACAGCCCAGAGCUUAGCAAUGCUCCAGCGGGUCUGUCAGGUCAUGGUGGGGCAGACUAUCGGACAAUCAGGUCCUUCCUCAAGGCCCUUCAGACAGGUGAUUCGUCUUUGCUGUCAACUGGACCAGAAGAGAGCCUCAGAAGCCACCUCCUGGUCUUUGCUGCUGAGAAGGCCAGGAAGGAAAAUAGAGUUAUCUCCCUGUCACUGUAAAGUAAUCUGUGCUGCAGAGAACGCCAGGAAGGAAAGUAGAGUUACCUCCGUGUCAAUGUAGAUAAGGACACGUGACAGGAACCUGCUCCAUUAAUGUUGAGGGACCAUGGAAAUGCUUUCUGUGUUUGCAUGUGUUCAUCCUUCUGUUGUCACACCUUUUUCUGUGAAGAUAUCUAUGACCGUUUUCAACCAGUCAAGUUCAUACACAAUGGUUUGAGACCAGGGAGCUUGAUUUUCCUCACUCUACAUACUCCAGUAUGUCUGCUGUGACUUGCCCUGGAUGUCCUUGUGAACAGAUUUUGAACCAAUGUAGAGAUCAAUGUGGAGAUCCUAAGACACUAAGCCAGUGCUAAUAUCAUCAAGUGUCUUAUGCUGCUACACUGCACAUAUUGUUUUCGCUUUGGAAAGGUAUUCCAUUUAUAUUCAGGAUGUGUUUUAUCAUGUUAUAAUCUAGAAAUUAUACUUCCUAGCCUUACAUGUAUAUCAAAUACACAAUUUACCUUAACUUUCAUGGGUCUUGAACCAUUCUUUACAUGGAUUAGUCCAGUUUUGAUAACUGUAUGCAUUUUUAUAUGUGAAUUAUUCAGCUUUGAGUUGGUAUUUCCCGGAAGAUACCAUCCUUUAUUCCACACGUUUGAAAAGUGAUUGAUACAUGUAUACAUCAUGUACUUCCAUGUUUCAAGCUGUAGGAUUUACUCCGUCUUGACUGGUGUUUUGGGCUAUAUAUGUGACAGGUGUUUUGGGCUGUAUGUGUGGAAGGUGUUUUGGGCUGUGUAUGUGACAGGUGUUUUGGGCUGUACAUGCAACAUGUGUUUUGGGCUGUACAUGUGACGGGUGUUUUGGGCUGUAUGUGCAACAGGUGUUUUGGGUUGUACAUGCAACAGGUGUUUUGGGCUGUAUUUGUGACAGGUGUUUUCUGCUGUAUAUGUGACAGGUGUUUUGUGCUGUAUGUGUGACAGGCAUUUUGGGCUGUAUAUGUGACAGGUGUUUUGGGCUAUAUAUGUGACAGGUGUUUUGAGCUGUACAUGCAACAGGUGUUUUGGGCUGUAUAUGCAACAGGUGUUUUGGGCUGUAUGUGCGACAGGUGUUUUGGGCUGUAUAUGCGACAGGUGUUUUGGGCUGUAUAUGCAUAUGCCACUGGCUUUUUAUGUUCCUUUCACUACUGCCGUUUAAAGAUGUAAGCAAGAUUUAUAUUUGCUCCAGUUUUGAGAGUUGUUUUACACAAUCUGCAACAUUUGCCAAAUCCAUGCAUUCAUGUGAAUGUUCGUUGGAAGCUGUUACAGGACAGUUACAUUGUUGCAGAAAUGAGAAAGUUUAUUAUGUGCAGUAUGGUGCAUUUUCAGCGCUACUUGCUUUAUUAAAGAUAUAUUUCUUGAGUUUCUACACUAUUGUUAUACUGUUAAGGCUUCAUGUGGUUGUACUGAGGUUCCACAAUAUUGUUAACACUUAAUGUGGCUGUCCUGAGUUUCCGUACUACCUUUUUACUGUUAAGGCUUUAUGUGGUUGUACUGGGGUUCCACACUACUGUUAAGGCUGCAUGUGGCUGUACUGAGAUUUCACAUUACUGUCAAGGCUUCAUAUUGCUGUUAAGGCUUCAUUUGAUUGUACUGGGGUUCCACACUCCUGUUAAGGCUUCAUAUGGUUGCACUGGGGUUCCACACUACUGGUUUACUGUUAAGGCCUUAUGUGGUUGUACUGAGUUUGUACAUUAGACAGCUGUUUCACUGUUAAGGCCUCAUGGGGUUGUACUUAAGUUCCUGAUAACUGUUUUACUGUUACGGCCUCAUGCAGUUGUACUCAGUUUACACACUACUGUUAUACUGUGAUAAACCCUUCAGGUGGGGCCUUGGUAUGUGGGAAGGUCUGUCAACAACCUGCAGAUGGUUGUGGGUUUCCGGUGGGCUCUGCCCGGUUUUCUCCUACCAUAAUCCUGGCAGCCGUGGUAUAAGUGAAAUAUGGCAAUCUUGAGUACGGCAUAAAACACCAAUCAAAUAAAUAAAUAGAUAAAUCAUUCAGGUACUUUUGCUGAGGUCCUAGACUACUGUUUCACUGUUAAGGCUUUUCAAGUGGCUGAACGCAGUUAGUAGGUUACCCUAAUUUGUAGUAGGCUGCUGUCAACUUGUUGUUAUUACGGGCCUUUUAUCACCUGAAGAAUUGCGUAAUUGUGUAGACUGGCAUCAUUCCCAACAUUACAGCCAGGCAACUAUCGAGUCAUAUGACAGAUUUGAGACAUGUUGUGGUGAAAUCUUUUAGUAUUUAAUAUUUGCUUUUAAAAUCUGAAUGAAUGAACUUGAUGUUAGACAACUUGUUAUGGUUGUCAAUCCGGGUACCAGGGUGUGAUGAUGUAAUGUUGGCCGUGUCCAUGUGUAACAGUGAAGAUCUGUUGCUCUGGUGUAAUUCAAAUAGCUACCAUGUUGUACAGCACACAGAUUUUCAGGAGAUUGUACAUAAUUUAUAUACAUGUAUAUUUGUAUAAUAUAUGGAC
Molecule: messenger RNA, 3853 nt
Organism: Liolophura sinensis
Lineage: Eukaryota; Metazoa; Mollusca; Polyplacophora; Chitonida; Chitonidae
Product: putative oxidoreductase YteT
Exons: 13
Coding region: 109-1368 (419 amino acids)
Molecular function (GO): nucleotide binding
Source: RefSeq, a predicted model, not a curated record